Molecule: messenger RNA, 544 nt
Organism: Harpegnathos saltator (Jerdon's jumping ant)
Lineage: Eukaryota; Metazoa; Arthropoda; Insecta; Hymenoptera; Formicidae
Exons: 2
Coding region: 16-441 (141 amino acids)
Source: RefSeq, a predicted model, not a curated record
AACGACAGUAUAUAAAUGAUAACGGCGAUCAUCGGUCGUACAGUGAGAUUUCCGUUGACAAGUGAAUCCACAACAGACCAAGAAUCCGAAAUGCGCUCUUUGCUCACCACGGUUUUGUGCCUUUCUAUGACUGUCUGCAUACUAGCAAACGACUUUGAACUUGGCGAACGCCAGACGGGCGAUCACUCCGUCAGGGACGCUUUCAUCACUAAGCCUCCGAACUAUUGGAAUCCGAAGGGCACGAUAGUCACAGUCGGAGUGACGUGUCCAGUUAAUGAAAUCACCACCUACGUUAAGAUUCACAACAUAAAUGACAGUCAGGUUAACUAUAAUCCGUACCGUGGUGUCGGUACGAAAUCCGUAGCGGUAAAGGUAACAGGAAAAAGGGACGAGGGAUUAUGGUUAAAAGUAGAUGGUUACUGCAUUGAAAAGAGCCAAUAGAUCCAAACACAAUUACUUCAGAGGCACCGACAACAACGGAAUGAACAACGCGGGAGUAGACGACGAUACGGCGAGCUACAACAUUGCAGAGUACGACGUCAAC